UCGCCGUCGCUCAGUUCGUGUCCUCUCGCUGCGCACGACGGUCGCUUGCGGUCGCGGUGGCAUCGCCCUUCCUUCAUUCCUUCGCGUAUCGUAACGUACGAGUAGGAGGCAAAAAAACGACAAAAGACAAACGCGCGUGCGAGAGAAAGAGAGAGAGAGAGAGAAAAAAUUCAAACGACGGUAGAACUGUACGGACCGUCCGUGAGCCGAGUCAGUGAGAGGAAAGUCCGCGGGGAGAGUCCGAGUUUCGCAGUAAACAAACAUCGGGACAGAGAGUGGUGCGUACAACACUAGGGUGUGUGUGUGCGCGUGGUCGGGACGGACAUUCCUUCGCCGCUUUUCCGCGAGGUAAGACGCCGACGGACGAGAGGAGGAGAAAGGGCAAAGAAAGAUUUCGUCGUCUCAUAUACGCGCGUAUGCCGCGGCGUGCCGGCAACUUCGCGGCGGUGGAGCAGUCUGAAGUGUGAAUAGUUGAGUGUCCGUUGAGAAGAGAGAGGCAGCAGCAGUGCGACGCGUUCUUGCACGAACGUGCACGUCGCGCGGUCGGGACCGCGGUGCAUCCACGGCUUGUCCUCUCUUCGCGAAUUCUCACCGGUCGUACCCCACGUACCGUGUGUACGCGCAAGAGGGAGCGAGAGAAAGAGAGAGAACAGGCGCGAGAGACAGCGCGCGCGAGAGAGGAACGCGUACAACUCUCUCUCCCCGUCGCGUCGCCGCGCCGUCGGUGCACCGUCCGUCCACCUUUCGCGUUGCCGCGAGUGCACGGGAUAAAAUGGCGCUUGCUUUCGUCCGUGCACCUCUAUCGACCGUGACGAACUGUUCGACGGAAUCGCGCCGGCAUCGUUCGCCGCGGCCUUUCUGAAAGAUCAACCACGUCUCCGUGUGCGACCGUCGUCGUGGUCCUUGGUGUCUCGUCUUUUUCGCGUCCCCGUCAUUACCGUCGUCGUCGUUCGUCGUCGUCGUCGUCGGCGGCGGCGUCGUCGUCGUCGUGGCCCUUUCUUUAUCGCCGUUCCCCGUCGCGGGUGCGAAAUCGCGUGUGUGUGCAAAGUGCAUCGGCAGAAGAGCAUCGGACAGGAGGAGGUAUCAUCUCGAGUGCGGCGAUUUCGGAGCGACGAGUCCGGUGCGGAGUGUCGACCACAGAGUGGAUCCUCGCCGUGAGACCUAGACUCGGCGGCCGGUGAGGUCGGAAGUGGAGAGUGCGAAGGAGGAAGAGGAGAUUCGCCAACAGCGGAUGUGUGCGUCGCCAUGUGAGAACCGGGGUGCCUCCUCGUCAUUAACGGAAACCGCGCAUCCCACGUGACGCGAAGUAGAUGCGACACCGACCGUCAGUCGUUCGCUCGUAUUCGUCACACACGAAUCCGCGAGCCCGCGGUUGCUCGGCCGGGCUCAGCAGUGAGUCGAAAAAUAUCAUCGAGAGACAUCGACCCCGCGAGUGCGCGCGCUCGUUGGCCCGCGCGCACGGAUCGCUCGAGGAAAUCUAGCCGGGGCGAUAAGCUGGAGCAUAAGCGGGAACCCGGGAAAGCGGUGGCCGGUGAAGAAGGCGGAGGAGGGUGGAGGAAUUCGGCAGUGGCGACGGUGGUGAUCGCACGUCGUCGCCGUCGCCGUCGUCGUCGGGCCGUGACGCGCGAGACGACGCGAAACGAAGCGUAGAGGAGGCAUGAGGAGGCGAGAGUGACGACGCUGCUGCAUCCUCGCACAGAUCGUGAGAGGACCGGCGAUACGCUGGGGCCCGCGAUAAGGAUGGCCCCCUUCAAUAUGGCCGGCGUGGCGGGCCUUCUAGCCACCUGCGCCGCCGUUGCUGCUUCCGCUGCUCACCUUCUGCCGUUGCUGUUGCUGCUAAUCUGCCCGCGAGGGACCCAGGCGGAACAAGUUGUUCUCUUGGACACGACGACGGAGGAGAAACUCGACUGGACGAAGUACCCGUUCGGACCGCAAGUCAGCACUUCUGGCUGGGUGGAGGAGUCCUUCACGAACUUCGACAAGGGCAUCAACUGGCGGAGUUACGUGGUGUGCGACGUGGCGUACAACAACGUGAACAAUUGGCUGUGGACGCCGUUCGUGGAGCGGGGCCCGGCGAACCGCAUGUACAUAGAAAUCAAAUUCACGACCCGCGACUGCUCGCUGUUCCCCGGGAACGCUCUCAGCUGUAAGGAGACCUUCAGUCUGCUCUAUUACGAGUUCGACGCCGCUACGAAGGAGCCGCCUCCGUGGGAGCCGGACAGUUACAAACUUAUCGGUCGCAUAGCCGCGGGCGAGGGAAGGUUCAACACGAAUGCCGAGGUUAUAAUAAACACGGAAGUGAAAUCGAUACCGGUGACGAAGAAGGGCGUUUACUUCGCGUUUCGCGAUCAGGGCGCCUGCAUAUCGAUCUUGGCCAUCAAGGUGUAUUACAUCAGCUGUCCGGAGAUCUCGGUGAACUUCGCCCGUUUCCCGUCCACGCCGACCGGCCGCGAGGUCACGUUUAUCGAGCAAACGAUCGGCACCUGCGUCGCGAACGCCGUCAAAAUCGACAAUCCGAUCUACCUCUGCAAGGGAGACGGGAAAUGGUACCUCCCCACCGGCGAAUGCCACUGCAAGCCGGGCUAUCAGGCCGACAAGGAGAAGCAGGAGUGCAAGGAGUGCGCGAUAGGCAAAUUCAAGCACGAGUCGGGCUCCCACACCUGCGAGCCCUGUCCGGAGCACAGCAAAGCCUCCGAUUACGGUUUUACGGAGUGUCGUUGCGACCCGACCUAUUAUCGAGCGGAGAAGGAUCCCAAGAACAUGCCCUGCACGCAACCACCUUCGGCGCCGCAAAACCUGACCGUCAACUUUGUCGAUCAGUCCACGGUGAUCCUUUCCUGGAACGCGCCGCACAUGCAGGGUGGCAGGUUCGAUACGACUUACAGAGUGGUCUGCGACGCCUGCAGCAUGGGCGUCAAGUACAUUCCCAAUACCGAGAUCUUCAACGAUACGAAGAUCACGAUAACCGGUCUGAACGCGGUGACCACUUAUCGCUUCCAAGUCUUCGCCGAGAACGGCGUAUCGUCGUUGGCCGGCAAAUCGGAAUACGUGGACAUCACCGUUACCACGGAGGCCAGUGUGCCGAGUCUGGUGAGCAACGUUAGGAUCACGAGCGUCAAGAGCUCGGAGCUCAGCAUCAGCUGGGACGCGCCGGUCAUCGAAGUCGGCGGGGACAGCGAUCUCGUGGAGAGAUACGAAGUGAGGUGUUACCCGCGCUACGACGACGCCACUAAUGCAACCGUCAUUCAAACGUCCGAGCUGUCCGCCACGUUCAAAGGUCUCAAGCCUUCUACGGAUUACGCGAUACAGGUUCGCGCCAAGACCACCCGCGGCUGGGGCGAGUACACGCCGGUGGUAUUUAAGAAGACACCCCACGCGAUGGGUCUAGACUACGUUGGCGAGAACGAUAACAUGCAAGUUAGAAUAAUCGCAGGGGCGAUCGUCGCUGUGGUCGUGCUCCUCGUGAUCAUUAUCAUCAUGACCGUACUGAUCCUCAGAAGCAGGGCCUCGGACGAGUGCAACAAGAAGCAGCCGAGCGACUGCGACACUCUGGAGUACAGGAACGGCGAAGUGCACUGCAAAAUGGACAGUUCACCGAUUGUGACAACCCAUACCAACAACAAGAGCAAGUCCUCGCUGACCACGCCGCUGUUCACACCUGCAGUGGGGGUCGCCGCGGCGGGCGCAGGCGGCACAGGCGGCGCAGGUGCGAGGAGCUACGUGGAUCCUCACACCUACGAGGACCCGAAUCAGGCCGUGCGGGAGUUCGCCCGUGAGAUCGACGCCGGGUACAUCACGAUAGAGGCCAUCAUAGGUGGCGGUGAAUUCGGCGAUGUCUGCCGAGGGAAAUUGAAAUUACCGCCGGACGGACGGACGGAGAUAGACGUGGCCAUAAAGACCCUGAAGCCGGGCUCCGCGGACAAGGCCCGUAACGACUUCCUGACGGAGGCGUCGAUAAUGGGCCAGUUCGAACACCCGAACGUGAUAUUCCUGCAGGGCGUCGUGACCAAGAGCAAUCCGGUCAUGAUCAUCACGGAAUUCAUGGAGAACGGCAGCCUGGACACCUUCCUGCGCGCCAACGACGGCAAGUUCCAGGUGCUGCAGUUGGUCGGCAUGCUGCGCGGCAUCGCCAGCGGCAUGCAGUACCUCGCGGAGAUGAACUACGUGCACCGCGACCUAGCUGCGCGGAACGUGCUGGUAAACGCCGCCCUGGUCUGCAAGAUCGCCGAUUUCGGACUGAGCAGGGAGAUCGAGAGCGCCACGGAGGGAGCUUACACCACCAGGGGCGGGAAGAUCCCGGUACGGUGGACAGCACCGGAGGCGAUAGCGUUCCGAAAGUUCACGAGCGCCUCCGACGUGUGGAGCAUGGGUAUCGUGUGCUGGGAGGUGAUGUCGUACGGCGAGAGGCCGUACUGGAACUGGUCAAAUCAGGACGUGAUCAAGUCGAUCGAGAAGGGCUACAGGCUUCCAGCGCCGAUGGACUGUCCGGAGGCGAUCUAUCAGCUGAUGCUCGAUUGCUGGCAGAAGGAGCGCACCCAUCGGCCCACUUUCGCCAAUCUCACGCAGACUCUGGACAAGCUCAUACGCAGCCCGGAUACGCUGAGAAAGAUCGCUCAGAACAGCGUGAGGCCGCCCGCACACAAUCCGUACUAUGUCACAAGCCACACGGCCGCCGCCCAGGCCGCAGCGGCGGCGGCCGCGGGGACCGCUGCGAUGCCGCCACCACCACCAGCGGGCACGGCGGCGGCGGCGGCCGCCAGCACGGCGGGCCCGUUCGUAGACAUAGUCGGGCAUCAGGCUCAUCAAGCCGGUCAAUCAGCGAUUGCCGUUCCAGUAAUGCCAGCAGGAGCCGGCCGUAGCUUACAUUAUCACACACACGCACUGCCACACCAACAGCCACCGCUCACUUAUCCCAAUUGGGUCCCGUUCACCCAUUUCGGCUGAGAGAGAAGGGUACUCUUCGCGCCCGACGUAUCAGCGGGAACGGGAGCUGAGCCGUGAGAAAGAACGAAUGAAAUAGGAAUUCCCUUGACCCUUUAAGGCCGACACGAUCCGUUGGGGGAAAAUUGUUAUUUAUAAAAUCGUCUCAAUAGACGUCCCCGGUGACAAUUGUUUCGCCCGGAUAAAAUUGGCCGUUGAGAAGCGGGACGAUUUUCCGAAUGUACAUAAUCAUGUACGUCGACAACGUUUGAGGUGUAAAAAUGAGAAAAUAUUAAAAUUGUUUCACUUAAAAAAUAUGUAUUUUCCGCUUUAUAAUUUAGACUGAAUUCCGAUAUUCAUGCGGGCAGUACUGAAAAUCUAUAUUUCAUGUUAUAUAUAUUAUAGAUUUUCACCGGCAGUGAAUAUCGGAACGCAGCCGUUAGUUGUUGAGGGGAACAUCGGGCAAAAUUUUCGUAAACAGAAUGUACGUUUUUCGCAGAUAACUUGAUAUAAAUCCGAGCCCCGGCGAAGUUGCUCUACGUGCGAUUGCACGUAUCGGUCUUCAGCUGGGAAAACACUCCAUUUAGGAUGAUAAUGUUGUAUCGAUGGAACCAUUGCUUUACCAACGGACGAAAUUUGUGGAAGGCCUAAAGUUAAUGUACAUUAUUAUGUACACUGAGCCUUAAAGGGUUAAGCACCGUCUCCGCCCGUAUUCCAGGCCAUGUCGAAGCCCGGCGUUAGACCGGACGUGAGGAAGACUGAAGAAGAAGAUUCUAUCGCUCUGCGAUUCGCGUUUUUCUCUCUAUUUUUUUUUUUUCUACUGUGUUUCGUUCGUCGCCCUUUGGCGCUAGUCGUAGGGAGCCGUAGUGACUGCGUCCCAACGAGAGACAGAGCGAUGGAAACACUUGUAAUCCCAAUUCGCGUUCCCAAACGGCGUUAUUAGGUGCGACGAGUGUAGGCAGAGAGUAGGCGCGGCCGAACAAGAGCGCGUCGUCGUUAUAAGAAAGUCUCUUCUUCCCCGGUGUCUUUUUUACCGCGAUCAUCAACGAGAUAGCGAGUAACGCGAACGAUGCGAGAACGUAACGUAGGUAUGUUGUUACAUGUUAGAGCGUGAAGAGGGAGAAUUUUUUACGACGAGCGCCACAUCGAGCGAUAAAACCCCGGCCGUACUUCAAGAGUUAGCACGCGUUAAAGUCGAUUAAGUUUCGCGAGACGCGAAGAUGUAAGUCGAGUUUAUCAAGAGUCGUGUAGUGUCCGAACUUCUCUUAGAGGACAAAUCCCCCGAGCAUCGAAUAGCAAUACGAAUAGAUUACGCGCGAAUUAUUCCGAGCUUAGAGAAACGAAGGAGAGUCGAAGAUGGUCGAGGAUGGUGUGCGUGGAAGCAGCUCUAGAGGUCUUUCAGAUGUUCUCGUAAUAAUUCUUCGUAUUAGCUUCGUUGUAGCUUUUCCGUGCGUCAUGAAUAUACGUGAAAUCAGAGAGAGAACAAAAAGAUGAUACAUAAGUAUAUAUAUACAUACAUACAAUAUACACACAUGCACGUGUACACACACAAAAUCAUGCGGGGUGUCACGGAACUGUCGUCGUUUCCUCCAGCUGCGAAUUCUCCGGCCAAUUUGGUCACGUCGAUAAGGGACCGCAAAUUGAUCGGAGGCACAACAGACUGAAGAAACGAUCUUAAGUCCUACGAUGCCUCACCCGUACACCACUCGUGCGAGAAAUCGACCUAAGUACUUACACACUUGUAUAACAUAAGUAUUCGAUACGUUUAUAAGUGUUUAUACACGAAGAAAAAUAAUUUGCCGGCAAAUUUUACGCUGUCGCAGUAAGAUCUGACGAUUACGAUAUGGUCAGCAAAACGAUUUGUUAAGAGUACUAAUUGCCGUUUGCCGAAUCUACGGAAUCGUUUUGCUGUAAGAGAACAAAUUAGUGAAUGUAGGAAAACACUAUUUUGUUCUAACAGCAAAUUAACGUGUCCUAAGGAUAAGUUU
Messenger RNA from Dinoponera quadriceps, 6908 nucleotides. It is a transcript of the gene Eph, whose product is annotated as ephrin type-B receptor 1-B. The transcript is spliced from 15 exons. The record is from RefSeq and is a predicted model, not a curated record. Gene Ontology annotation, molecular function: ATP binding; protein binding; transmembrane-ephrin receptor activity. Gene Ontology annotation, cellular component: neuron projection; plasma membrane. Lineage: Eukaryota; Metazoa; Arthropoda; Insecta; Hymenoptera; Formicidae. Gene Ontology annotation, biological process: cell surface receptor protein tyrosine kinase signaling pathway; axon guidance; protein phosphorylation. Bases 1741 to 4944 code for a protein of 1067 amino acids.